CCCCGCAGAAUCCGGGACGGGAGUGUCCCGAAGGCGCAUGCGCACAGCGCUGCCCCCCCGCGACCCGAAGAGACUACAAACUCCAGAGCAACCUGCGGCCUCUCGCGCAGACGUCCGUAGUUGGAAAAUAGGAGGAGUAUCCCUCGACCCACCCAGAGGAGGGACGUGGCUCUCCGUGUUUCUCGCAUCUGCUGCUGAGGGUCGAGCCUGGUGUCUUGCCCUGCGGACCUGUGGGAAGACCCGGCCCUAAAGCAAGGAUGAACUUGGAGCGGGUAUCCAACGAGGAGAAGCUGAACCUGUGCCGGAAGUACUACCUCGGAGGGUUCGCUUUCCUGCCUUUUCUCUGGUUGGUCAACAUUUUCUGGUUCUUCCGAGAGGCCUUCCUUGCCCCGGCCUACACGGAGCAGAGCCAGAUCAAAGGCUGUGAGUCGGACACGGAUGUCUGGCGCUCGGCGGUGGGCUUCCUGUUCUGGGUGAUCGUACUCACCACCUGGAUCACCAUCUUCCAAAUCUACCGGCCCCGCUGGGGCGCGCUUGGGGACUACCUCUCCUUCACCAUACCUCUGGGCACCCCCUGACGGCCUGUGCACGGGCUCGGGACCUGUUUCCUCCGCAGGAUGGGCUCGACGCACGUCUCAAGCCCCAAAACUUGCUUCUGUCCUGACACCGCCCCCAAUAAAAGACCCUAACCCACCA
Messenger RNA from Oryctolagus cuniculus (rabbit), 696 nucleotides. RefSeq names its product presenilin enhancer, gamma-secretase subunit (gene PSENEN). The record is from RefSeq and is a predicted model, not a curated record. Gene Ontology annotation, cellular component: gamma-secretase complex. NCBI's taxonomy places the organism in Eukaryota, Metazoa, Chordata, Mammalia, Lagomorpha, Leporidae. Gene Ontology annotation, biological process: Notch receptor processing.